AUGACUUCCAAACCCGAUCCGCCAUCUUCACUUUUUGACCCGUCCAUCUGUCCACACUGUCUCCGAAACACCAAACUGCCGCGACAGGGCAAUGGCCAGGCUCUUCCCGUUUCGAUACCAAAUGCUCACAUCGAUUUCGCCGACUUCAAAAACAGAGUGAAUGCAGCACUGAAAUCAGAGGCCGAACAAGACCACCAUUAUCAAGAAGUGAAGGUGUUACUGCUCAACUGGGAAGACAACGACAUAGGCUUAAAGCCUUCUGGAACAGGCUCUUACAUCCUUGAUGAGACCCGCCAGUUGAUGGAGAUGUUCAAGAACACCUAUCACUACGAUGCCAAAUACUACUUGAUUCCCUCCAACGACCCACAACAGGAACUCGCGCAGAUACUUGUUGACAACGUAACGGACCUGACUAGGAAGCAUCGAGCGGGCAAAAAAGUUCUUUUCAUUGUGUAUUACAACGGUCAUGGCGUUUACAACAAGGGCAAGCUGAUUUGGUCAGCUCGCGGCACAAUUGAUUCGCAAUCUCCGGCGCUGUCUUGGUACGACCUCCAAACUCAGCUGGAAAAAGCCAGGUUUGACGUUCUACUGGUUUUGGAUUGUUGCAACGCUGCCGGUGCCAUCACAAGUGAAAGUAAGGAGGGUGCAAUGGAAGUACUUGCGGCGUGUGGUCGCGAAAGCAUUGCUCUCGGCCCAGACGUUGGCUCCAUUUCUGGUUCGCCCUUUACACAUUCCUUGACCCGACAUUUGCACGAACAAGCAUCGGAUCCCGAUGGAUUGCUUACGUCAAAGCUGUAUUAUCUACUUCAACUGGACCCUAUCCUCGAUAACCAGUCUCCAAAUUACUUUCCAUUUGAUCAUCACCGCGGUCCGAUCGUGUUGCGGCCGCUACUCUCGGAUGCUGAAACGGCUCAAAUCUCAAAGCGACAACAAGACACGAGGGCCGGCCCUGUAGCAAAAGUCCUUAUUUCAGUGUCUUUUUACGGAGAUGUUUUACCAGAUGCUCAAAAAUUUGUCGAGUUGUUCAAUGCACAACGCCUCAGGAACUAUCCAACAUAG
Messenger RNA from Talaromyces atroroseus, 1059 nucleotides. RefSeq lists its product as hypothetical. The transcript has 2 exons. The record is from RefSeq and is a predicted model, not a curated record. Lineage: Eukaryota; Fungi; Ascomycota; Eurotiomycetes; Eurotiales; Trichocomaceae. The coding region runs from base 1 to 1059 and encodes 352 amino acids. Gene Ontology annotation, molecular function: cysteine-type endopeptidase activity. Gene Ontology annotation, biological process: proteolysis.